CCUUUUCGAGGAAUCGCCGGGGAUUGGCUAACAGGCUGGGAGUGGGGCUGCGGGGCUAGACGCGGCAUCAUCACUUCCUGUUGUGGGCGGGCGUUUCCUGUCGCUGCUUGGUAACAAUGGGGAAGAUAAUGGCUGCCUGAGCAACGUCUGCGAGCAGGCGCUGGGUUAGAGGCGGGUCUCAACCAGCGACUCAUCGGAGGCGGGCUUGAGAGCGGCGGCAGGGGAGGCGCCCAGGAGCCCCGGCGGCGGCGGCGGCGGGGCGGCGGGGCGGCGGCGGCGGCGGCGGCGGCGGCGGCGGCGGCCGAACCGACCGAGUCGGAUCACGACACUAAAAUCGAAGCAGAGAGUGAAGAAAACUAAAAUCCAGUUUAUUGUAUUACAAUACUAUGUCAUAACAGUCAGAUAAUUUUCCACUUGUUCAUCAAGAUGGAAAGCUCAGAUUCUAACGAUAAAGGAAGUGGUGAUCAGUCUGCAGCACAGCGCAGAAGUCAGAUGGACCGAUUGGAUCGGGAAGAAGCUUUCUAUCAAUUUGUAAAUAAUCUCAGUGAAGAAGAUUAUAGGCUUAUGAGGGAUAACAAUUUGCUAGGCACCCCAGGUGAAAGUACUGAGGAAGAGUUACUAAGAAGACUACAACAAAUUAAAGAGGGCCCACCACCGCAAAACUCAGAUGAAAAUAGAGGUGGAGACUCUUCAGAUGAUGUGUCUAAUGGUGACUCUAUAAUAGACUGGCUUAACUCAGUGAGACAAACUGGAAAUACAACAAGAAGUGGGCAAAGAGGAAACCAAUCUUGGAGAGCAGUGAGCCGGACUAAUCCAAACAGUGGUGAUUUCAGAUUCAGUUUAGAGAUCAAUGUUAAUCGUAAUAAUGGGAGCCAAAAUCCAGAGAAUGAAAAUGAACCAUCUGCAAGACGUUCUAGUGGAGAAAGUAUGGACAACAACAGCCAAAGGCAAGUAGAAAAUCCACGAUCUGAGUCAGCAUCUACAAGGCCACCCAGAUCAGAACGAAAUUCAACUGAAGCAUUAACAGGAGAAGUUCCACCUACCAGAGGUCAGAGAAGGGCAAGAAGCAGGAGCCCAGACCAUCGGAGAACCAGAGCAAGAGCUGAAAGAAGUAGGUCACCCCUGCAUCCGAUGAGUGAAAUUCCACGAAGAUCUCAUCAUAGUAUCUCAUCUCAGACUUUUGAGCAUCCUUUGGUAAAUGAGACUGAGGGAAGUUCUAGAACCCGGCACCACGUGACAUUGAGACAGCAAAUAAGUGGACCUGAUUUGCUAAGUAGAGGUCUCUUUGCAGCUUCUGGAACAAGAAAUGCCUCACCAGGAGCAGGCUCUUCAGACACAACUGGCAAUGGUGAAUCUGCAGGAUCAGGACAGAGACCUCCAACUAUAGUCCUUGAUCUUCAAGUAAGAAGAGUUCGUCCUGGAGAAUACCGACAGAGAGAUAGCAUAGCUAGCAGAACUCGGUCAAGGUCUCAAACACCAAACAACACUGUCACUUACGAAAGUGAACGAGGAGGUUUUAGGCGUACAUUUUCACGUUCUGAGCGAGCAGGUGUGAGAACCUAUGUCAGUACCAUCAGAAUUCCAAUUCGUAGAAUAUUGAAUACUGGUUUAAGUGAGACUACAUCUGUUGCAAUUCAGACCAUGUUAAGGCAGAUAAUGACAGGUUUUGGUGAGUUAAGCUACUUUAUGUACAGUGACAGUGAUUCAGAGCCUAGUGGCUCAGUCUCGAGUCGAAAUAUGGAAAGGGCAGAGUCACGGAACGGAAGAGUGGGUUCUGGUGGUAGUAGCAGUUCUGGUUCCAGUUCGAGUUCCAGUUCAAGUUCCAGUUCCAGUUCUAGUUCAAGUUCCAGUCCUAGUUCCAGUUCCAGUGGUGAAAGUUCAGAGACUAGCUCAGAGGUGUUUGAAGGCAGUAAUGAAGGAAGCUCAUCAUCAGGCUCAUCAGGUGCCAGGCGAGAGGGUCGACACAGGGCCCCGGUAACAUUUGAUGAAAGUGGCUCUUUGCCCUUCCUUAGUCUGGCUCAGUUCUUCCUCUUAAAUGAGGAUGAUGAUGACCAACCUAGAGGACUCACCAAAGAACAGAUUGACAACUUGGCAAUGAGAAGUUUUGGUGAAAACGAUGCAUUAAAAACCUGUAGUGUUUGCAUUACAGAGUAUACAGAAGGCAACAAACUUCGUAAACUACCGUGUUCCCAUGAGUACCAUGUCCACUGCAUCGAUCGCUGGCUAUCUGAGAAUUCUACUUGUCCUAUUUGUCGCAGAGCAGUCUUAGCUUCUGGUAACAGAGAAAGCAUUGUGUGAUUAAGGUCUGAACUCUCAGCUAUUUAGCUGGUAUAGUGAUGGGCAAACAGGAAUCACUUGCUUUAUAUCCACUUUUUGAGUGGUGCUUAAAUGUAAAGUAGCAACCUGAAUUGAGUCAUUGCUUUCUGAAUGAAUCAUUGUCCUUUCUCUAAUUUCUGUUCCAGAAUAAAAGGAAAUAUUUUAAAAACAACGUUUUAGGACAUAAAAAUCUGAUUUCUCUAUCAGUAAUUGAUAUUACUGAUGAUUUAUGAUAUAUACUUGUCAGUUUCUCCUUUGUUAUCUUAAAAGAUCUGCCUUAGCAAUGGCUCUUAUCUGUUUCAUGUUGAUCUUUAAAGUUUCCUAACGCCAUACGAAAGAGAGGUGAAGGAAAAUCCCAGUUUAGACUAAGUUACAGUACAUGUUUUCCUAAGUGAUUGCUUAAAGCUGUAUUGUUCCCAGUUACUAGUUGGCACAAAUUCAGCUACAUUCUGAAUAACAUUUGUUCACCUUUCAGGCAAGGUGAUAUUGGACAUGUCAGUGUAAAUAACACUAAGGUUAGGAUCUUCUAAGUGUAUAACUGUCUCCUAAGCCCAUCACUGUGGCACACUGUAGAGUGAGCUUAUAGUUUAAUUGAGAUAUUUAUCUUGUGGAAAUAUUAAAAAAAAAAGCCUAUGCUUGUGUAAGUGAAAAAAAUCACAUUCAUUUGUUUAAAAAUGUAAAGCUAUUUUGUAGAGGCUCAGUACUUUUCCAAUGCACUGUUGUAUUAAUGCAUUAAAAAUUGUAAAGUACCAUGCUUAGAAAUGAAAAAAACUGCUUUUUGUGAGCCAACAUAGUAAACACACCAAACAAAGUACAAAGCUGCUUUUUUAAGUGUGUAGAUGUAAGAGCAGAACGUAUCUAUAAUAUUUAAUGUAUAUGAACAGCUACUGUGAUACGCAGAGGAAAGGACAGAGUGCAGAAUUGAACUGCAUUGAAGACCAAUAGGAAUUGUUUAUUUUAACUUGAAUUUGGGCAGGAAACGAAAGACAGAGGAGGAAGAAAACUGCUUGGAGGAACUUAAAUAUUCAUGAAGACAGUAAUCAUAUAGGCAUGAACUGGUUUCAUACAGUGAGAUCCUUGAGCAGAUGAAGUAGAUCAACAAAUUUUGGCAGAGUUUUGGUUUAAGAAAAACAAACCACUACCACCUAGUACAAGUUAGACUGAUGUUUUUACAAGUCUGCUCCUCAAAAAAAAGAUGGGGGAAGAGACUAUAAACCACUUUUAGCAUAAGAAUUGAAGUUGGUACAAAUGUGCCUACUAAUAGGAAAGUUUCAAAUUUGCAUUGUUUUCGAGAUUUUUGUCAUUUAAGGUACCAGUGCACACUUGUUUAAUGUUUUGUUAUUAUAUCUCUAACACAGACCUAACGUCUUAUUUAAAGACAAGGUGAAGAAUUAAGGGGAUUUUUAUUCCUUGUUGAAAGUGAAUCGUGUUGGGUUAUUUGAAAUUCAAAUUUUAACUGUGCUGCCCAUAUUUGAAGAUGAGAAUGCUGACUCACAGUCUAUGGGAUAUUGCACUUUAUGUUGUUUCCUUAGUAAGGUUUGUGAAGAACCCCAGUACUCUUGCCGACUUUCUCUUGAGGUUAGGAUUAGUCUGACUGUGGAGGGCUGCCUUUGUUUUUCUGGGAAAAGCUAAUGGGCCCAAAGAGGGAUUGAACACAUCCUUGGCCUUUAACAAAGUGAGCCAAUUACCCAGGCCUAGUCAGAUACUCUACAAAAUAAACAAGUUUGCUUGAGAAAUUAUCUGGCUACCUGAACUGUUAGCAACUCAGCUGUAAAGAUUAUUUCAAAGCUCAUUCUUUCAUGUUUUCCUCUGUUUUUCAAUCCUACCUAAGUAUCAAGGAAAUUAACUUGUAAAUAUAGUAGUUGUUUACUAAGGAUAUGUACUGCUCUUGCAAGGAAUAUUGUUCAAACAAAGCUUCACUUAUUUUUUUUAAUAUAAGCAGAUUUCACGGUUUAUGGCGCUUAUGUAAUACAUUUUAUCUUUUUAAAAAAAAUUGUCCAUGUAAAAGUCAGGAUUCCUUUAUAUUUGUGAGCCUCCUUGUCUCUUUUCCUAAGGGUAUAAACUACAGUUUUCCAAUCUGCAGGGUGGUCCUGAUUGGCUAGAAACAAACCCAUUUUUCUCUUGGUAGAAAAUGUCCCAUUAUUAUAGGGGUAUUCAUUUUAAAUAGUUUAAAAACAACUGCAGCACAUUCUAAGCAUAAAAGAAAGUUAUUAACAGGUACCUUCCUAGCCUCCCAAGAUGUAUUAUUACUCAUUUGUGAAGUAUUAAAGUAAGAGGUAACUCAUGCAGAAUGCUGGUUUGAAUGUAGAUAUUGAAGCUAUUCAUAAACACUGGAAAUAGAAUUUUAAGUUUUUAGCCUUCAGUAGAAUGCACAUAUUGGACAUGUGCAUGUGGAAACUUUUUUUCAGUAGCACUCAUUGAUUUCCAUUGGAUUGUGUAGAAUGGAUACAAAUAUUUUAGUGGAAUUUGCUACUUGAUUUUCUUUUUUUUUAAUUUUGCAAGGUCCAUGACCAAUAUGUACUUACUAGUAUGGACAUUGAAGACGAGGUCAUUUGUAGGUGUCAGAUGUACAAUGGAGAACAAAAAUCUUUUCCCACCAGCAUCCAAAUGCCUAUUCUCUUGAGGGAGCAUUUUCUUGCAAAAGACUUUACAUUUCAUUUUGUAUCUUUGCACUUUUUCUUUAUUACAGAAAGAUUCUGUCUUGAAGACCUAGUUUGAACUUCAUGCAGUAAUAGGAACAAGAAAAAACAAUGUUGAAGGAUUACAUUGUUCAAUGCAUAGGGGAAAGUAUUAAAACCGGAAUUUCCUUGAAUAUUUCAGAUGUUUUUUAAAAAAAUUCACUUGCUAGUCUGAAAUGUUUGAGGUGUUAUGUUCAAUCCCAAGCAGCUGAUGUGGUUGAGAUUUAUUAAUACUAAAAAACAAAAUUGAACAAGUUAGGUUUAAAGUUUGCAGACCUUUUCUGUAGCAACACUAGAAGAUGAGCCAUAUUGUUAAUUUGGAAUAUUUGCUCUAAAAGGAACACAUUAGUUAUACCUCAGUGGUGUUAAUGGAGCUGGAAAUUGAGAAAAGUGUUCACAUUAGUGUUGGAGUGUAGCUAAUAAAUUGUACAGUUAACAACAAAAAACGUUUAGCACCAGGAUUUUAUAUAUAUAUAUAAAUAAUAUAUAUAAUUAUUAUAUAUAUUAUAUAUAAUAUAUGUUAUAUAUAUAUAUAUAAUAUAUAUAUAAAAUCUCUAAAAACAUGAUCGUUGGAGUUCAUCCAAACUAAAGAUUAGGAAACUGUUAGCUAUAAGUGUUACCUCAAGUAAUUUUUUUUCCUGGGAAAACAUGUUCUUUCUGUGCCAAGUGUUCUCUCCUAGUGUCAGUGUCUCAUAUUUAUGAAGGGUUAUCACUUAAUAUGCUUUGUGUUUAAUCCCCUGCUUCCCAGAUGUCCACUACAUGAAAUGAGUCAAGCAUCAGCCAUGAUUUUCAGCAGUUCCCAAAAUACCCAUGUGAUAGGCGAAUGUUGCAGAAUGCCUCUUAAAAGGCCAUUUUUACAGCUUGCUAGAAUACAGUGGCACCUUGUGGUUAUAAUUGAUACUUUUAAAGAUGGAGGAUAUUUUUAUUUCCCCCUCCUCCAACCCCUUUUCUUUGUGUGUGUGUGUGUGUGUGUGUACAAAAAAUGUUUGUAAACUGCCUUAUUUGAGUUUUUUAAGUUUUACCUUACUGGCUUCCCUGUCAAAUAUAUUUACCAAUGUUAAAUACAUAGAAGCCACGUUUGCAGGGCACUUUGUUUCUUUUCUUGUUUUAUAAGACUAUGCUGAUAGCUACUUUCUAAAGUUUUCUGUACCUUAGUAAUGCAAGAUAUUGAUGAGGCAGAUGUUAAAAUAUCAGGUGUUUUUUUCCCUUAGUAUAAUUCUUCAGUAUGUAAUAUUCAGUAGCAGUGUUGUAAUUAAUUAACAAGUAAAUUGUAUGCUUUGGAAAAACAUUUGAAAAUGUAAAUCAACUUAUGCUUCAUUUGGGAAGUGCAACGUCCAAGUAACUAGUAUUUCAUUUAUUUUAAAUCAUACUUUUAAUAAGCAACUAAGAAACACCUAUGAGUUAAGUACCUGCCCUCUAAAAUUUUUAGCAUUCUGAAAUUGAGUUCUGAAUGGGAACAUUUCUAAAAUAUUAUCGAAUAGUCCCAACAAGUAAUUGAUGUCACUUGAUUUAAUUAACUCCAUUUUGUACCUAGAAUACAGCAUAAAAUAUGUUAUUGAGCUGUUGGAACUCUCAAGGAAAAACAAGUUUGUAUCGAUUUUAUGAUGAUUUUCAUUUCUGCAUAGGUGUUCUAAUUCACAUUUGAAGGAAAUAGGCACACUCUCCAGCACUCUCAAAUCAGAGAUUAUUUAUUUUUGAUUAGGAUUUGUUUACUAAAAACCCACAAGCUGCUUUAUAGUCACUUGAAUUGAGUGAUACCUUAAAAGACAUACAGUGAAAAUGAACCCCGUCAUACCACUGUGCCUAGUUAUUUCAGGGUUCCUCUAUCAGUUCCUCAUUUUGCAGAUUUAUUCCAAUACCGAGGUAUGGUUGAACCAGCUGUCCGGCCUUAACUCUUUUUAGUGCCCCUCUGCUAACAUUCUUUUAACUGAGUGAUUUGUAUAUGUUUUAACUGUCCAAUGUUUGGAUUUUACCUCUUGAUAGCUCCAUUUGUCCCUGGUGCUGCUUUUAAAGAUGUAGGGCCACGUGAUCAGGUAUCAAGUUGAGUAGGUACGCAGUUGGCCUGGUUAUGUAUCUGUGCCUGUUUUAUCUUCUCCCAGGAAGAGCUGCUUUGGUAUACUUAGAUGUUUACUUAGAUUCAGAUAAAGAACGGGGCAGCAAUCUUGGAAAGCUUUCUGAAGCCUAUAAGAACCUGAAGGGAUUUGGAGGGGGAAUAGUAACAAAGGCUGCCUUUAUGUCUUUGAACAUGAAGCACAUAAAUGUAUGUUCUGUAAAGACUAAAGCGAUUGUUAUACCAGGGCUUCCUGACCUCUGGGAGAGACUUUGAAAAUAGCAGAAAGGUACACAAAGUGAAAUGAAUUUGGUUGGCUUGCUUUAUCUGGUUUCUCAUUUUCUUUCAAUUUAAACCUGAAUAUAACGCCCUUCUCCAAUAUCUACCCGCAGUCUCCUGGUUGGGAAGCCCUGUAUUAAAUUUUGAGAAUGUACCCAGUAUCUUUUUUUUUUUUGUACAGUGCUUUACACCUGCUAAAAAUUAACUUGUUUAAUGCAAAACAAGACCUUGAAAGGUCAGUCAUAUUAAAGCUGGUUUGAUUAUUAAUAGUUAUCUUUUAGGAAGAAGCUUUUUCCCUAUGUAAGAUGUCAUACUGCAGAUUUAAAAUAUAGACUAUCAAUAAAAUGCAUGAAGUGAUCA
This is a messenger RNA of Sus scrofa (pig), 7683 nucleotides long. It is a transcript of the gene RLIM, whose product is annotated as ring finger protein, LIM domain interacting. NCBI's taxonomy places the organism in Eukaryota, Metazoa, Chordata, Mammalia, Artiodactyla, Suidae. Gene Ontology annotation, biological process: ubiquitin-dependent protein catabolic process; protein ubiquitination; random inactivation of X chromosome. Gene Ontology annotation, cellular component: nucleus. Gene Ontology annotation, molecular function: ubiquitin protein ligase activity. The record is from RefSeq and is a predicted model, not a curated record.